CUUCUCACUCUAAAAGCUACAACUGUUCCUUCUUUCUUUCAUUUCUGUGCUUUUUUGGCAGCGAAUACUCCACGCUUUCUCUGCCAAAAUUUCGCUAAACCCUAGAAAAUGCUUCCAGGUAAGGCUUCGGUUUCGAUUUUGGUUUCAGCCUGAGCCAGAUCUGAAAGCGUUUUCUCGAUCGAAGUAUGAUCUUUCUGCUCGAGGAAUUGGUGUUUUUGUUGUGAAAAGCUUCCAUUUUUUGUUACUUUUGGAGUGGUGGCUGGCUGGGGAACUUUCCUUUCUUUCUGAACUUCUGAAAUGGAGGACCCUGUAGUACAAACCGGGGAAGAGCCAGGGGAGAAGACCCAAGUUGCAGAAAAGCAAGUUUCGGGUAAUUCAUCUUUAGGUGAGAAGAAAGUUGCGAAAGCUGUGAAACCUGGUUCUGCUGUGACAUCAAAGGCCUCAGUACCAACAGCUGCUAGUAGGAAGAGGGUGGUUGACCCAAAAGCCAGUUCGGAUUCUACUUCAAGUGUGAGGAAAUCAACUGUUACUGGUUCGUCACACAGUUCGAAUUCGGGUCCGGGGACAAGGCGUAACAGCACUGGAGGAUUGGCCGAGAAGCCAACUGUUGCGUCUGCUGCAAAGCAGAGCAAUGCCACUACUGUGGCUGGGAAGAAGACAAUGGAUCCAUCAAGGCGGUCUCUCCCCGAGCUCAGGAGGAGUUCGCUGCCUUCAGUGGCUACUAAACCUUUAAACAGAGGGAGUGUUUCAGAAACUAAAAAGUUAACUCCGGUGGCGUCACCAGCCGACCGUAGUCUGAGAAGAUCUACUGAGUCUGCUGUGACUAAGCAAGCAACAGUCAGUGGUAGGUCAACAGUCAGGCAAUCGUUCUCUGUUUCUUCUCCUUCGUCUUCAACUUCUUCAAGAAGAGUGAUCUCGACCUCGUUAGAUAGUACUGGGGGAAGCGCGAUAAGAAAGACGGUUUCUAAGCUUUCUUCCCCAUCUUCUCGGUCUCCUACAGUCUCUACAGGAUUGAGAUCUUCGUCUCUGUCGUCAUCUCAGGAUCGAAGUUCUACUCUAUCUGGACGUAGGAAAACGGGUACUCCUGAUAGCAGGGAUUCGAAGUUCAUUGUUCUUCCGCAGGUGGAGAUAAAAGCUAGUGAUGAUGUGAGGUUGGAUCUCAGAGGUCACAGGGUUCGCAGUCUCACAGCCAAUGGGUUGAACUUGUCAUCAAAUUUAGAGUUUCUUUAUCUUAGAGACAAUGCAUUGUCUACAUUGGAAGGAGUGGAGAUAUUAUCACGGGUGAAGGUUCUUGAUUUAAGUUUCAACGAUUUCAAAGGGCCUGGCUUUGAGCCUCUUGAGAAUUGCAAGGCCCUCCAGCAACUUUAUCUAGCUGGAAAUCAAAUCACAUCAUUAUCAAGUCUUCCCCAGCUUCCUAAUUUGGAGUUUCUCUCAGUUGCUCAAAAUAAGCUGAAGUCUUUAUCAAUGGCAAGUCAACCACGACUACAGGUGUUAGCUGCUAGCAGAAAUAAAAUUUCAACACUAAAGGGUUUUCCUUAUUUACCUGUCCUUGAGCAUUUACGAGUUGAAGAGAAUCCAAUUCUUAAAAUGCCUCAUUUAGAAGCAGCGUGCAUUUUGCUUGUUGGUCCUACAUUGAAAAAGUUCAAUGACAGAGAUCUUUCUCGGGAGGAGGUAGCAAUUGCAAAGCGUUAUCCUGCACACACAUCUUUGUGCCUCAGAGAUGGUUGGGAGUUUUGCCGUCCAGACCAUGCAGCAGAUUCAACGUUUCGCUUUUUGGCUGAACGAUGGAAAGAGCAUUUGCCUACGGAUUACCUGGUCAAGGAAGCCUUUGUGGAUCGACCUUCUGAAGAAGAUGCUUGUCACUGCCACUUUACGUUUGUGCAAGAGAGCACUUUGAGUGUUGAUUCACAGCUAGUUUUGAGAUAUCAAUGGUUUGUGGGUGACAGAACACCAACAAAUUUCACUGUUAUUCCUGAUGCCACGGGAGAGGUUUAUUGGCCCAAGCAUGAAGACAUUGAUAAAGUAUUGAAGGUUGAGUGUACUCCCAUACUGGGAGAAGUUGAGUAUCCUCCUAUAUUUGCCAUUUCUUCACGAGUUGUACGAGGAAAUGGAAUCCCGAAGGUUGUGAAGCUUGAAGUUCAUGGGGAGCUAGUGGAGGGGACCAUUUUAAAAGGCCAUGCUGUGGUUGCAUGGUGUGGAGGUACUCCUGUAAAGGGUGUUGCCAGUUGGUUAAGGAGAAAAUGGAAUGGCAGUCCCGUUGUAAUUGCUGGUGCUGAAGAUGAAGAGUAUUUGUUAACUGUAGAUGACGUUGAUUCCAGUUUGGUUUUUAUGUACACACCAGUAACAGAAGAGGGUGCCAAGGGUGAACCACGAUAUGAGUACACUGAAUUUGUCAAAGCAGCUCCUCCAUCCGUUUCUAAUGUCCAAAUUAUUGGAGAUGCUGUCGAAGAAAAUACCAUCAAAGGAGUUGGUAAUUACUUUGGAGGAAGAGAGGGCCCCAGCAAGUUUGAAUGGCUACGUGAGAAUUUGGAUACUGGAGACUUUGUGCUACUCUCAACUGGCACGCCUGAGUACACCUUGACUAAGGAAGAUGUUGGGCGGCGCUUGGCAUUUGUAUAUAUACCUAUUAAUUUUGAAGGUCAAGAAGGGGAAUCUGUUUCAGUGAUGUCUCAUGUAGUGAAGCAAGCACCCCCGAAGGUAACAAAUGUCAAGAUAAUUGGGGAAAUAAGAGAGAACAGUAAGGUUACUGUGACUGGAACUGUUACCGGAGGAACUGAAGGAUUUAGCAGGGUACAAUGGUUCAAAACUGUUUCUUCUACUUUGGAUGGUGAGAAAGACCUUGAAGCAUUGAGCACAUUAAAGAUUGCUAAGGCGUUCCGCAUACCUUUAGGAGCUGUUGGUUAUUACAUAGUUGCAAAAUUUAUCCCGAUGACCCCAGAUGGUGAAUCCGGGGAACCAGCAUACGUCAUAUCAGAGAGAGCAGUUGAAACUCUUCCUCCUAGCUUAAAUUUCUUAUCAAUUACUGGGGAUUACACUGAAGGUGGAAUCUUGACAGCAUCCUAUGGUUACGUAGGUGGUCAUGAAGGAAAAAGUAUCUAUAAGUGGUAUCUCCACGAGGUUGAAAAUGAACCUGGUAAUCUAAUACACGAGGUUUCGGGAAUACUUCAGUACCGUAUUACCAGGGAUGCCAUUGGCAAAUUUAUUUCUUUUGAAUGCACCCCAGUGCGUGAUGAUGGAACUGUGGGUGAGCCAAGAACUUGCUUGGGGCAGGAAAGUAUUCGACCUGGAAGUCCAAGAUUGCUUUCUCUACAAAUAGUUGGAACCUCCACUGAAGGAACUACACUAAGUGUUGACAAAAAAUAUUGGGGUGGCGAAGAAGGAGAAUCAGUUUUUCGAUGGUUCCGGACUAGUUCAGAUGGCACACAAAGUGAAAUUUGGGGUGCUUCCGCUUCUUCAUACAUGCUCUCCCUUGGUGACAUUGGCUUCUUCAUCUCAGUAUCAUGCGAACCUAUUAGAACUGACUGGGCUCGUGGGCCUAUUGUUCUCUCUGAACAAAUUGGACCUAUCAUUCCUGGUCCCCCUACUUGUCAGUCCUUAGAGUUUGUUGGAUCAAUGAUAGAAGGUCAGCAACUGAGCUUUGUUGCAUCGUACAGUGGAGGGGAGAGAGGAUCUUGUUUCUAUGAAUGGUUUAGAAUUAAAAGUAAUGGUGUCAAGGAGAAACUGAGUACUCAUGAUUAUCUGGAUUUGACUCUUAAUGAUGUGGGAACAUGUGUUGAACUUGUGUACACUCCCAUGCGUGACGAUGGAAUGAAAGGGAACCCUAGAAGUAUUUUAUCUGAUGCAAUUGCUCCUGCGGAUCCUGUCGGAAGGGAGCUUGUAAUCCCUGAUUGUUGUGAGAAUGAGGAAAUAGUUCCCCAAAAGACAUAUUUUGGUGGACAGGAAGGUGUUGGAGGAUAUAUUUGGUACAGAACAAAGAGUAAGGUGGAUGCAAAUGCUCUAAUGGAUAUAUCUGAUGCACCUGAAGAUGUGGUUAUAUGCAGUAAAACACUAAUGUACACACCAUUACUUGAAGAUGUGGGGCAUUAUUUGGCUUUUUAUUGGUUACCCACUCGUUCUGAUGGCAAAUGUGGAAAUCCAUUAGUGGCAAUUUGUGACUCUCCCGUUGAACCAGCUUUCCCUGUAGUGUCUAAUGUUCACGCUGUAGAGUUGUCUUUGGGUAUUUAUUAUGGAGAAGGGGAAUAUUUUGGUGGAUAUGAGGGGUCAAGUCUUUUUAGUUGGUACAGAGAAACUAAUGAUGGAACUAUCAUUCUUAUUAAUGGAGCCAUUUCUAGAACCUAUGAAGUUACUGAUGAUGACUACAACUGCCGGCUUUUAUUUGGGUAUACACCUGUUCGUUCUGAUUCUGUUGUGGGAGAACUAAAGUUGUCUGAGCCAACUGGAAUUAUUCUUCCAGAACUUCCAAAAGUAGAGGAGCUUGUCCUCACUGGAAAGGUGAUUGAAGGUGAUGUGCUAACUGCUGUUGAAGUGAUUCCAAAGAGUGAGACUCAACAGCGUGUGUGGAGCAAGUAUAAAAAAGAUGUUAGAUACCAAUGGUUUUAUUUAUCAGAAUCGGGAGAGAAGAAAGACUUUGAACCUUUACCUGCACAGCGUUCCUGCUCAUACAAGUUGCGGUUCGAAGACAUUGGACGGUGCUUGAAAUGUGAAUGCAUUGUGACUGAUGUGUUUGGAAGAUCAAGUGAGCCUGUGUACGCUGAAACAGCACCUAUCCUGCCAGGGAUUCCUAGAAUAGAUAAGUUGGAAAUUGAAGGUAGGGGUUUCCAUACCAAUCUAUAUGCUCUUCGUGGUGUUUAUAGUGGAGGAAAGGAAGGAAAAAGUAAAAUUCAGUGGCUCAGGUCGAUGGUUGGAAGUCCUGAUUUGAUCUCUAUACCAGGAGAGGUAGGGAGGAUGUAUGAAGCAAAUGUUGAUGAUGUGGGAUACAGGCUGGUUGUCGUCUAUACUCCUGUGAGAGAGGAUGGAGUGGAGGGACAACCUAUCUCUGCAUCAACAGAUCCAAUUGCUGUUGAGCCUGAUGUUCUUAAAGAAGUGAAGCAGAAGAUUGAACUUGGAUCUGUGAAGUUUGAGGCACUGUGUGAUAAGGAUCGAUCUCCGAAAAAGGUUCCGGUAGUGAGCAACCUUGAGAGAAGAAUUCUUGAAGUCAACAAAAAAAGGAUCAAGGUUGUGAAACCAGGUUCUAAGACUUCUUUUCCAGCAACAGAAAUUCGGGGUACUUAUGCACCACCAUUUCAUGUGGAGCUGUUCCGAAGUGAUCAACACCGGCUUAAAAUUGUAGUUGAUAGUGAGAACGAGGUAGACCUGAUGGUGCAAACUCGACACCUCCGAGACGUUAUUGUGCUCGUGAUAAGAGGCCUUGCUCAGCGAUUCAACAGUACAUCUCUCAAUACUCUCCUCAAAAUAGAUACAUAGUAAAAACAUCAAGACUGAGUCCAUUUUUAUGAUUUUUCAAUCUUUUUUGUCCAUUGAAAGUUGUCAUUUUUCCCAUUGUUUUUGAUACAUGAUCACCAUUGGUAUUGGUGUUUUCAACCUGUUGUGUAGAAAAAAGGAGAUGUUGUAUAGUAGUCCUUAGGCUGAUGGUGUCUAAUUAUUGUAAAUUAUGAUAUUUUUGUUACUACAGCACUCAAAUUUGCAGGUGGGAUGGUGUAUUCUGUGUUGAGAUAAUUUUAUUGUGUAUUCUGCACCUUACCACCAUAAUGUAAAAAAAGUAAAACUUUCAUUUGUUUAA
Humulus lupulus (European hop) is the source of this 5779-nucleotide messenger RNA. Its product is annotated as 187-kDa microtubule-associated protein AIR9. The record is from RefSeq and is a predicted model, not a curated record. Gene Ontology annotation, molecular function: protein binding. NCBI's taxonomy places the organism in Eukaryota, Viridiplantae, Streptophyta, Magnoliopsida, Rosales, Cannabaceae. Gene Ontology annotation, cellular component: plasma membrane; plasmodesma. The transcript is spliced from 39 exons. Bases 298 to 5463 code for a protein of 1721 amino acids.